Messenger RNA from Ipomoea nil (Japanese morning glory), 435 nucleotides. Its product is annotated as protein kinase byr2-like. Gene Ontology annotation, biological process: protein phosphorylation. Gene Ontology annotation, molecular function: protein kinase activity; ATP binding. The coding region runs from base 1 to 435 and encodes 144 amino acids. The record is from RefSeq and is a predicted model, not a curated record. The transcript has a single exon. Lineage: Eukaryota; Viridiplantae; Streptophyta; Magnoliopsida; Solanales; Convolvulaceae.
AUGGCUUGUCAAAAAUUUCAAACUCUUGGCUCAGGAUCCUACGGCACUGUGUUUGUCGGCCGACUUUCUUCAUCUCCAUCAACUGAUUCGCCAGUGUUCGCCGUGAAGUCUUCAAAGCUAGAGUCUUCAAGCUCACUUAGGGUUGAAGGGCGAAUCUUGAAUGCACUCCGAGGAUGUCCCUAUAUCGUCCAAUGUUUCGGAGAAGACACCAGCGUAGAACAUGGAAAGGCUGUCUACAACCUUUUACUCGAGUAUGCUCCGGGUGGGUCACUGGACAGCCUAAUCAAGUCUCGCACCGGAAGCAUCCUAGAAUUCGAGGUUUCUUUCUACGCUUAUCAGCUUCUGAAGGGGAUACUGCACGUGCACAGGCGAGGGUUGGUUCACUGUGAUUUGAAACCGGCCAAUGUUCUUGUCUUUCCGUGUGGGUUCGGGUGA